Molecule: messenger RNA, 5732 nt
Organism: Colius striatus (speckled mousebird)
Lineage: Eukaryota; Metazoa; Chordata; Aves; Coliiformes; Coliidae
Gene: DUSP16
Product: dual specificity phosphatase 16
Exons: 9
Coding region: 717-2711 (664 amino acids)
Biological process (GO): negative regulation of MAPK cascade; protein dephosphorylation
Cellular component (GO): nucleus; cytoplasm
Molecular function (GO): protein tyrosine/threonine phosphatase activity; MAP kinase tyrosine/serine/threonine phosphatase activity
Source: RefSeq, a predicted model, not a curated record
CUCGGCUCCUCCCAGAGGCCGGCCCGGCGGCUCCAGCGGGAGGCCGGGGGCAGCGGACGCGUGUCACCUCGGUGACAGCACGGUACACCAAGAAGGAGAAAAAAAAAGGAGCUUUCCCAGCAGCUGGAAGGAGCCAAAGUUGUUUCAGGCGGCAGCGGCGAGGCUGGUGGCAACAACUUUUAUCCCUGACGAGGGAAGAGACAGACAGAGAAGGGGUGAAACAGCUUGGAUUCACAUUUUUCUGGGAUAUGCUCAUUUGGCCUGUGUAACCUCACGAAAAAUGUUACCAUUUGAACAUAAUGACUCUUUUCUUCCCUGGCUUCCUGUUCCCUUUCCUUGUGAAGUGGCGUUUAGUCCAGUGUAAAGCUGAUGGGUGGGAGCAAAGGUAAAGAAUGAUGUAAUGCAGCGGCAGCCAGAAAGCAUCUUUUGUUUGAAUUGUGAAAUGGCUACUCCAUAGUCAUCUUCUGAUGAAUCAGAUGUGAGGGGCUGCUUUGUGGAAUGAACCCUUUGUAACAGCACAUCAACUGGAAGCAGGAGGAGACAUUCAGCUGAAGAGCUCUUUCUGAAAAUGGAUUUAACUUUUCUUUUGCCAGUCACUACCAGCAUGACCUCAUACACUUCUAGUACAAUGGUGUGGCUAAGCCUUUGAGUACACAGCCAUUACAUCAUCGCAGCAAAUUAGAGAGGGAGGUGGUGAAAGAGGCCUUAUUGUUGUCAUGGCCGAUGAGAUGAUCAGGACUCAACUCAUUGUCACCGAGAAGUUGGUGGCUUUGCUGGAGAGUGGUACAGAGAAAUUGCUUCUGAUUGAUAGCCGCCCCUUUGUGGAAUACAAUACGUCCCACAUCUUGGAUGCCAUCAACAUCAACUGCUCCAAGCUUAUGAAGCGAAGGCUGCAGCAGGACAAAGUUUUGAUUACAGAGCUCAUUCAGCAUUCAGCAAAACACAAGAUUGAAAUUGAUAGCAAGCAGGAAGUGGUGGUGUAUGACCAAAGCUCCAAAGAUGUGACCUCUCUCUCAUCUGACUGCUUUCUUACUGUGCUCCUGGGCAAACUGGAGAAGAACUUUAGCUCUGUGUAUCUGCUUUCAGGUGGAUUUGCUGAGUUCUCCAGCUCUUUCCCUGGUCUCUGUGAAGGAAAAUCCACACUCAUCCCUACCUGCAUUUCUCAACCCUGCCUACCUGUCUCCAACACUGGUCCAACCAGAAUCCUGCCUCAUCUCUAUCUUGGGUGUCAGCGGGAUGUCCUCAACAAGGAGCUGAUGCAGCAGAACGAUAUUGGCUACGUACUGAACGCCAGCAAUACUUGUCCAAAGCCUGAUUUUAUUCCAGAAGCCCAUUUCCUGAGAGUGCCUGUGAAUGACAGCUUUUGUGAAAAAAUUUUGCCUUGGUUGGAUAAAUCAGUCGAUUUUAUAGAAAAAGCAAAAGCAUCCAAUGGCCGUGUGUUAGUGCACUGUUUAGCUGGAAUAUCCCGCUCUGCCACAAUCGCCAUUGCCUAUAUCAUGAAGAGAAUGGAUUUGUCCUUAGACGAAGCUUACAGAUUUGUGAAAGAAAAAAGGCCAACCAUUUCUCCCAACUUCAACUUUCUGGGCCAGCUGUUGGACUUCGAGAAAAAAAUCAAGAACCAGAGGGGUCAGCCUGGACACAUUAGUAAGCUGAAACUUCUGCAUUUGGAAAAAAGCAGCGAGCACGUGCUGGUGCCAGAAGGUGGGCAGAGCAGCCUGUCCACUAACCAGCUCUGCAUUACCACUACCUCCGAGAUGGUGGAGCAGAAGCCGGCAGACUGCGGCAGCACAGCACGCGGGCACUUGUCCCCUCUGGAAGACAGCCCUCUGGUACAGGGCAUCAACGGGCUGCACGUCUCUCUCGACAAGGUGGAGGACAGCAACCGGCUGAAACGCUCCUUUUCUUUGGAUAUCAAGUCCGUGUCCUACUCGGCGAGCAGCAGCUGCAUGACUGCGUCGGUUCAGAGCUUCGCCUCCUCCGAAGACACUCUGGAAUACUACAAACAUGCGGCCGCUUUAGAGGGCAGCGGCAAGUUGUGUCAGUUCUCUCCUGUCCAGGAGGUCUCGGAGCAGACCCCGGAAAGCAGCCCUGACAAAGAGGAAGCCAACCCUCCCAAGAAACCCCAGAAUGCCUGGCAGCUGGAGAGCCAGAGCAAACGCCAGCACCUGGGGAGAGCCAGUGGCGGUGCCGCCACUCAGCGCUCACUCCUGUACCCAUUACACCGCAGCGGGAGCAUGGAAGACAACUACCGAACGAACUUCUUGUUUGGGCUCUCCACCAGCCAGCAGCAUUUGGCCAAGUCUGCCGCUGGGCUGGGCCUCAAAGGCUGGCACUCGGACAUCCUGGCUCCUCAGACGUCAGCUACGUCCCUCACCAACAGCUGGUAUUUUGCAACCGAGUCCUCACAUUUCUACUCGGCCUCGGCCAUUUACGGGAGCAGCGCUGCCUACUCUGCCUACAGCUGCAGCCAGCUGCCCACGGGCUGCGACCCGGCCUGCGCUGUGCGCAGAAGGGCCAAGCAGGCCGACCGGGGGGACUCCAGGCGCAGCUGGCAUGAGGAGAGCUCCUUUGAAAAGCAGUUCAAGCGCAGAAGCUGCCAGAUGGAGUUUGGGGAGAGCAUCAUGUCGGACAACAGGUCCAGAGAGGAACUGGGGAAAGUAGGCAGUCAGUCAAGCUUUUCAGGCAGCAUGGAAAUCAUUGAAGUGUCGUGAGGGGUGGUGAGCUUGCGAGACUGUGUUGGAGUUGCUUCCCCCUCCAGGCCGCUUGCGCAGCCUUUGAGAGGUCCCUGUAAAUCUGAAAAGAACAAACUUUGUGCAAAAAAAAAAGGUUGGGGGGCAUAGAGGGAGGGUGGGGAAGAAAUGUGAGGCUUCAGUGUGAACACGGCAACUAGAGUAGUACAGCAAAGAAAUGACGAGUGAGCAUCUGCCUGAGGAGACCAAGCGUGCCACCAGGGUUUUUUCCUCCCCAUUCCAGGAGAAGGGCAGAAUGGUUCAAUGAUCUUUCCUUGACAGAGGAAGCAGUUGCAUGCAAUGGAUUGUACGUCUUUUCCAUGGUUUUUGAAAAAGAAGCUCUCUCGGUAUCAAACCCUUUCUCUGGUUCUACUGAAACAUGCCUCUACCCAUCAAAGCGAAUCUUGUUCCCCCCCCCCCUCAUGCCCCACGUCCUCACCAGCGCACCUUAGCCCUGACACUGAGCCAACCUCUGGAGGGAGACCCUUUUCCCCUUAACAAAGGAGACCGGGAGCGAUUCCAAAGGACAUAGGGACUGGUUACAGCAAGGCUGGUCUGAACACACGUAGUUCAGACAAAUGUAAAUACUGGUGUAACUAUUGUUAUAAUGGAUAGGCUUUAGGCAAUUUGCUAGAGAGCUGCUUCAGAGAAAAGAAACCCAGUACCUCAAAAACAUAAAAAAUAAACUAGGGCUUUAUGGCGGCCAGCUGCUGGUUGUCAGUUCAUAAGCAAUGUGAACAAGUAACGACCAGCUAUGUUGGAUGACUGUAUUUUUUUUAAAGCUGUCUACGCACAAGUGUUCCAGUUAGUCCAGCAGCAAUUCUUUAAAGACAAAUGAACCAUACUUAACGACCAUUUCCCCCAGCCUUUUGUAACAUAAAAUAAGCAAUAUUUGUCUUUUUGAUAUUGAGCUGGCUUUUGGGAGAGGGGUAGCUGCUUUGGCUUCUCAGCUGUAACACAGUGGCGAAUGCUUAGGGUUACGUGCAGGAGCAGUGACUGACACAGGAUCACAACAUCCUCUCUUGCCCCUUGACAAUUCAAUAGAUGGCUCUUCAAGGCUUGGUUUUGUUUUGUUUUUUUUAAAGCUAAAAAUGAGUUGGGAUGGGCUUUUGUCCUUAACUGAGCAGUACUGUUAAGGAACUGCUCUUCAGCUAUGGUUCCAGUUACGUGUGGGGGUGGGUGAAAUAAAAGUAGUUAUUUUUUUCCAUCCCAAACAUCCUCACCCAAACUGUGGGGACUUGGAAGACAGAAGCUUCUCAUUACUUUUGCAGACUUCCUCUGAGAGAGAGAGGUCUGUCUAUCUGUCUCUCUAAGGAAAACAGGCGAUCUCCAGGGUCCCCAUCUCAUAGCAUGGUGUGAAAGAAAGGGGCUGUGAGAAGAGACAGCUUUAAUGGGGAGCCUGCUUACCUCCCACACUCAUGUCUCCAAGGGAAUGUGAUCCUGACAUUGUCCCAUGUCCCAGCAUAGACGAUGGUGUUCCCAGCGUGCAGGUGGCGUGGCUGCAAACCCUUCUUAGCCAUCCCACUGCUGGCCUACUCUGUCCUUGCCUUCCUCACCCCAGGGGACACGCCAGCUCACUGAGGCGCCGCCUCCCUGCUGCCAGCAGGGCUGUUUUAUGGGAGGUUAGGACAAUCCUUCUCGGGCUGUUUUUGGCAGUGGCCCAGCUGCUUCCCCCUGACUCACCUUGUCUGCCGCUGCUCAUGUUGCUGCAAGAGGUUUAUGGUCAGCAAGAGGCGGUACCAGAGGCAACAUCGUUCCUGCUCUGACAGGAGCCGCACAUGUUUUAUCUUGGCUUUCCCCAGCGCCCUUCAGAAUGUGUGUAUUGGGGCAGGGGAAAUGACAUUGUUUUGUCCCAUUUCAGUGCAGGCAGCUGAAAGUUUUAAAUCGUGUAACAAAUACCCCUGGACCACAGCUUUAAAAAAAAAAAUUCAGUUGCAAGCUGAAGCCCUAAUUUAAGUCAGCAGCUUGGGUUAUAUUUGGGUUUUUUUUUUUACUGUAAGUUUAGCUAGUUUGUGACUCAAAUCUCAGGUUUUACUAUAUUGAAAAGUGGAGAAGAUUUUGUCAUUGUUUUGUUUUGUGGCUAGGAUGUGACUUUAAUUUCCUACAGCGGACUGCUGAAAAUAGCACUGAAAGCUACAGCAUUGAUUAACUUGACUUUGAAAAAUGUAGAUGGCACCGAGGGGCAGCACCAGGCAUUAACUGAACCCAGAGGCUGUGUUCUUGCUGUGUGGAUGAGAGAGAUGCUGGAAGAAGGGGCAGCCUGGGCAAGCGACAGGUUGACACUACCCUGAAUAGCGUGUCAGGCCUUGGCUAUUCAUGAAACAUACUGCCACUUGCUUCUGUUUACAUAUCAAGUGGGAGCAAUUACUUUACAAAUGUUUUUGGCACACAUACACCCUCUGUGUGGGUGUAUACCUAUGUAAAAGGGUUGGCUGUGCUCCUUUCAGACAGAUUUCAGUAAAAGCCCGUGUCCUCCAGUUAGAUCAGUUAACAAGAGUUAACAAAUCAAUCCCUAGAAGCAGAAACAGAUUCUUCCUCUCUCCUGUGUUCCUUCACACCUGUGUGUUCUCCCCUUCUCUCUGUACAUACAAACACGUACGGUUGGACUUUGUUUAGUUAAUCACCUUCUGAGGAACUGAGCUUCUGGCUCCCCCUGAUUUCCAGUACACUACAGUCACUCAAAUCAAAGCUGUAGGCUCAGUAUUUUUAGAGGACAGGUUCCUGUAGGAAGAAGCCUUAACCCCACGUCCCAGACAGGGUCAGUCUCUCUGUCUCCUGUCAGAACUGGUGUCCUGUACCUGAACAAUGCUGGAAAUGGUUUAUAGAAGUUUGGAAAGCAAAGUGGAGGAUGCGAGAGGGGAAAUGUGUACAUGUUCAGUAUGAAUAUCAUGUUCUUUGGUGUAUGGCAAGCUGGUUAAAUGGUUCAGAGAGAUGUGAGUUUCUCAUCUUGUUGUCUUAUGAGCAUUACCUGUAUGUUAUGAUGAAAUAAAAUCAGAAAUGGUA